Molecule: messenger RNA, 3247 nt
Organism: Chaetomium fimeti
Lineage: Eukaryota; Fungi; Ascomycota; Sordariomycetes; Sordariales; Chaetomiaceae
Exons: 5
Coding region: 166-2997 (943 amino acids)
Biological process (GO): mRNA splicing, via spliceosome
Cellular component (GO): nucleus
Molecular function (GO): RNA binding
Source: RefSeq, a predicted model, not a curated record
CGCUCUUGGCUUCAAGAUCGCUUCAGUCGCAAGUGGUUUUCUCCCUCCAACCCUACAGCUACGAGCCACGUCUAGCUGGAAAACCAAUCGCAUCUUCUGGCGCACUCUCUGGCGUUGCUCAUUCUUCCCUCGAUUCCCCUUUUUUUUAGUUGCGAUCCUCUCUCCAUGUACCAAGGCGGGCAUCGCCCCUCGUCGCGCGAUGGCGGCAACUCCCGCGAUCGAGACCGCGAUCGCGACCGUCGCAGUCGAAGCCCCCAUGCGCGCCGCUCCGACGACAGAGAUGGCGGCUACCGCCGGUCGAGGAAGGAUUCCCCAGACCCUCCGAGAGACUUGAACUACGACGACGGCGAGGCCGUUGGCGACUACCCUGGACCCGCCCGGGACCGCCACCGCAUACCGAGAGACCGCUACUACUCCAAGACCAGCGACGACCCCAGCCAUUACAACGAUGCAUCUGCUCAACCUUCUGGUCUGGAUGAUCUCCACGGCCAUGGCCUACGUCCUGAUCAUCCUGAUGUUCGAUCUGCAGGAUAUGCGCCCCUGGCUGAGACGCACCGCCAUCGUCCUUUCCGCGGUGGCCCUGACAAUGCGGAUUAUUCGAAUCGAGAUGGGAGACUUCCAGCCGGACCCCAUCUGGGGCAACACGCCGCUCAAGCCGGCCCUAUGGAUCACCAUCUUCUUCGGGGUUCUAGCGGAUAUCGGGGCGCCGUCCCUGAUAAUCGUGGGUCUGGUCACCAUCAUGAUAGACGUCGCCUGGAUCACCGACAAUCGGGCGACUCCGGCCGGGCAGUCCUUUUAAACGGUCUUCCCGAGGAUGCCACCGAGCGUGACAUCCUCUACGGUCUCGACUACAUUACUAGAGACCGUCACUUCUCGAGCGACAAGGUGAGAGUCGCUCGGGUUCGCCACAACUACGAUGGCCGUUAUUUUGCGUUUGUCGAAUUCCAUCGUCGAUCGGACGCUGAGAACUUUCUUGACCGAUACUACCCCGACAUUUCUUUUCGCCUUGAGCAUUCCCGCGGCCUCGAUUCCGAACCGAUUACAGUAACGGUUGCGCCCCCAGAGGACCGCGACGAGGUAGACCCACCUCGCGAGUCACGUAGGGACGACGACGGCUGGGAUUGUAUCAAGUGCGGUGUAAUCAACUACCCUCACCGAGCUGUUUGUUUCAAAUGUAAAACCGAGCGACCUGAAGACGAUUUUGGCGCUUCAGGCCCCUUUCUAACCGGCGAGACGGAUGAGUGUCUUCAGCAAACCCCGUCCCAAUAUGUCGUCAUCCGGGAUCUCGAGGGAUCCGUCACCGAGGAAGUCCUAGCCAAAGGCGUCAUGAAGCUGUUUGUCGACACUCCGAAGCCCGCAAAAGAAGCUCCCACCAUCAACAAACUAAAAUCGACAGCACCAACAAACAGCACAGUUGGCCUCGGAGCAAAACCUGGCUCGCUCCGCCGUGUGUUCCUGAUGCGCGACCGCAAGACUAACGAAUCUUGGAGGUACGGCUUUGCCGAGUUCGCCACCGUCGAGGACGCCAUAGCGGCCGUCGCAAAAUUCCGAGCGUCUACCAGAUUUACUAUUGCGUCUGCACCCGUCGUGGUCGCUUUCAUCCAUACCGGCGUGUUCAUUCCCGCCUUCGACACCUCGGCGACUGAGAACCAAGAGUUCUCAUUCACCCCUAUUUACAACUCCGCCGUGCGUGUCAAGUACUGGGAUGACCGCGCCUAUCCCAGCGCCCGUAUCGUCUCGGCCGAUCCCCUUCCCGGCGCGCCCAGCCCUGACCAGCCCGGCGGCAACGGCGACGAGGCCGCCAAGUCCGCGGCGAAGGCGGCAAAAAAGGCCAAAAAUACUAAGGAGCCCGCCAUCGUCGCCAAGGUGGCCAUGAUGCCACAGGUGCAGCUGUGGGCGAAGGCGUCGGCGCAGCUGCACGGCGCCAAACCGGCGGCCGAUGCGGUUGCGCCCUCCACCCAAGAGCCCGAAGAGGUCAAGUCGUCCGUGGUUCGUGGCGCUCUCCGCGAGGCUGAGGACGCUCAGCCAGACGGCCCAGUCGCCCCGCAAACGGGCGACCGGUACCUCUCCUAUGCCGACUGGGACACCAUGGCCUGCCUUGUCUGCGGCUGGGAGGCUCCAACCCAAGCACACAUAAACCAGCGCGGCUGUCCCCAAGCCCGGGGUGACCUGCUCAUCGAGCACGAGGGACGCUCCCAUGGUUUCUACCGGGACGACCAAAUCAAGGAGAAAGCCGCCGCUGCCCUUAGCGCAUUGGGCAAGGAACCCCGCCCCAUCGUCCGCCGCAUCCCGCGGCUCAAGUCAGAACGCCUACCCGUCUACAAGUCCUACGCGGACUGGGAUCAGCUGCGCUGCGUCCUCUGCAAGCGCAUCUUCAAGAGCGCGAGGCUCGUCUGGCUGCACGAGCAGCAGAGCGAACUGCACAAGCGCAUGCUAGCGAACCCCCAGAACCGCGCCCGCGCCGCCAACGACUUCAAGAAGAUGGGCAAGAAGAUGCGGGUCGUCGAGCCAGAGGUGGACUUCAAGCGGCUCUGGGAGGUUCAGCGCGUGCGCUUCCUACAACCACAAUACCGCGACCGCGCGCUCGAGCGCAGACGAGCAUUCGGCCAGCCAAAACAACCCACCGCCGCGCCACCCUCCUCCUCUGCCACAGCAGCUAGUACUUCAGUCCCCGAAAAGCGCAAAGAACCCGCCGAGAAAACCGACGACCGUGACGGUGGCGGCGGCGGGGCCGAGCAGCCCGCGGCAAAGAAAUCCAAGGGCGCCGGCAUGCUCGCCAAGAUGGGCUGGACGGCGGGCGCCGGUUUGGGGGCCGAGGGCGCCGGCAGGACGGAGGCCGUCGCCACCGAGGUGUAUGCCCCUGGUGUCGGGCUCGGUGCUGAGGGUGGGAAGCUGGGUGACGCGAGCGAGGAGGGGGCGCGCAAUACGAGGGGCGACUUUGGCGCGUUUGUGCAGAAGACGAAGGAGCGGGCGAGGGAGCGGUUUGAGAGGAUGUAGGGAAUGUAGAGGCGUAGAGGCUGGUAUGGUCUGUGCGAUUGGGGGUUUUUGUGUCGUUCGAUGGUGGGGGGUGGGUACCCGACUGUGUGUGUAUGAGUAGAUGUUGCUGCUGGGGGCAGCGGGACAGAUGAUUGCUUUGAUGGCGUUGCAGGGGGAUGGCGGGCAUCAGGUUGGGAGGCAUAUACCCCAUAGCCGGAGGAUGGCUUAAUUUGAUCACGAGAAUAUAUUAUUGCUAGCUGUUGGCCAUUAG